GUCUCUAGCAGCUUAUGUCAGCAGGGUAUUCGGCUCGAUGCUGACGAGGGGAAAUGGAAGCCAACGAGCUUCUCCACCACGAACGAGAUCAGAACAAGGAAGUUCCACGCAGCCAAGGCCAUGUUUUACGUUGGUUGCUCAGCACAACUGCUCGCGCAGACGCUCACUGGCCCCCUUUUCGCAAAACGAGCGCUCCUUCAAAAGACAGGAAAUUGGUACUGAUCUCACUAAUAAAGUGGAAAGAGGACAAGUCAGGGUUGUCAGAGGUGCGUAUUUUCUUUGUCCUCCAUGCCUCGGACGCGGAUCUCUCGUCGCAGGCAUCCCUUUUGAGAGCCAACGCUGUCCUUCCAGGAACAUGCAAGCCUGUCUUGUCGAAGCUGUGGGGGUCAUGCUGCGACCAGCUGCCCAGCCACAGGUGGUGGGGGCAGAGGCAACCAUGUUCCCCAGAUUUGUGCUAGGGCAAGCACUGCAACCUGGGUCCACCGCACUGGCCCACGGCAACCGGCAGUGAGCGAGCAUUCCACCUUGCAAACGUCGGGGCUGACCUGGCCUUGCAAUAUACCACAAACAAGUCUCCCAGACUCAGGUGGAUCGACGGCGGCGCAGCUUGUGGAAUCCAUCUCAGUGUUUAUGCUCGUGUUCUUGCUGCACAUGUUCCAUCCCAGACUCGUCAUGACCCCGUCCGUCUGGGUCCUCCUAGCCGGCACCUUUCCCCCGGCGAGCGGUAAAUGGCCCACUGGGAUAACCUAAACCCCCACCAGAGUUUCCCAUGGUGAGGGGGCCGGCAGUUCUCUGGUUGGUCGAGCUGCCGACCAGAGACAGCGGGCAGAACAGACGGGUCUGAAUCCUACGAGCGUGCCGCAGAAUGGGCCGAGUCCCAGCCUGCCGAACAAAGACCCCGGUCUCGAAGGAGGCUCGGUGUUGGGCAGUCUGGGCAAUGAUAGCAAAAAAGCAAUGGCAUAACUGCUCAUGUGGCCGUCCAUCCUUCUCCAAGUGGCUGAGGGGGCACUUAACUACAGGCAGGGAGCCCUCUGCUAGUAUAGGCGUACCUGUCGUUUACUCUUACCUUUUCCAUCCCUACCUGUCUCCUUAUCUGCUGUCUGCCUAACCUGCCUGUGCAGACAGCGCAGACAGAACCACACCUUUUCCGGCAACAAAGGAAGUCUCUGUAUGACUGUUUCAGUAUCGUCUUGGCCAAAUCGACCAUCAUGACGGCUGGGACAGACGACAUGUCCAACGUGGGCGUCACUGCCCUGGCGCUGGGGUUUGUGAUAAACCACUGCGUAGUUCUGGGCCUGGCCCUCUUGGUUCUGCGCGCCGCCUACCGCCGCUAUGCAACCCCCCUCCGUCGCCUGCCGGGUCCUUUCCUGGCCUCCUUCUCGCGCGUCUGGAAGUUCCGGUCGACCUACUCGAUGCGCACGCACCUCGACCACGUGGAACUGCACCAAAAGUACGGCCCCUUUGUGCGGAUCGCGCCCAACGAGGUCUCGGUCGCGUCCCCGGAGGCGGCGCGGCUGGUGCUGAGCGCGGGUAAGCGCUUCUACAAGACGGACUUCUACUCGGUCUUCCCGCCGGCCGAGAGCCCCGACAUCUUCACCGAGGUGCGCGAGCACGUGCACGCGCAGAAGAAGAAGGUGGCCAACGUGCCCUACAGCAUGGCCGCCAUGCAGCAGCUCGGCCCCUUCAUCGACGACACCAUCGAGCUGCUCGCCCGGAGGCUCGACGGUAUGGCCAACUCGCAGGCCAAGGACGCCCGGGGCCCGCGCUUCGACCUCGGCGCGUGGCUGCACUACUUCGCCUUUGACGUGCUCGGCGAGGUGGCCUUUAGCAGGAGCUUCGGGUUCCUCGCCGAGGGGAAGGACGUCGAGGGCGCCAUCGCCAUCAUCGACCGCUCCCAGCGCUACAACGGCAUCGUCGGCCAGGUGCCCUUCCUCGACCGGCUGCUGCGGCGGAACCCGCUCUGGGCCCUGGUGCCCAGCCUCAACACGGCCAACGCCCCCAUAACCCGCAUGGCCCUGGAGGAGCUCGCCCGCCGCCAGCCGUUUGAUAAGGACAGCGAGGGAAAGUUUCGGGGUGGUGAUGGGAGGCAGGACCUUUUGGCUAGCUUGAUCAAGGGCCACCUCAAAGAUCCUAAGAGAUUCUCACAAGCCGACGUUUUUGCCGUUGCGCACGGUGCCAUCUUCGCCGGAUCCGACUCGACCGCCUCGACCAUGCAGUCCUUCUUCUGGCACGUCAUGUCGGACGAGCGGGUUCACAAGAUCCUGACGGACGAGGUCCUCGCGGCGGCUGAGACGGGCGGGAUCCCGGCGUCGGGCAACGUCACGUGGGCCGAGGCGCAGGCGCUCCCGUACUUCCAGGCCUGCCUCAAGGAGGCGAUGCGCGUGCGGCCGGCCGUCGGGCUCAACAUCACCAGGCUCGUGCCCCCCGAGGGCGCCGAGCUCGACGGCCGCCCCUUCCCCGGCGGCACGCGCCUCGCCGUCAACGGCUGGGUCCUGCACCGCGACCGCGACGUCUUUGGCAAGGACGCGGACGCGUACAGGCCCGAGCGCUGGCUCGAGGACGCCGAGGAAGCAAAGAGGAUGGAGCGGUACAUGUUCCAGUUUGGAGGGGGUGCUCAUGUCUGCAUCGGGAGGAACCUGGCGCUGCUAGAGAUCAACAAGGUGAUCCCCAGGCUUCUCCGAGAUUACAGGUUCCAGCUCGUCCACCCUGGGCGGCCCCUCAAGGCGCAUGCGACAUUUUUCGUAGUUCAGGAGGGGCUGGACGUUUACAUCUCCAAGAGGGCGAGGGAGUUUUAGAGGAGUUUGCGGCUUGGGAUCUUGAGUUCGGGAUCCAGUCGCAGGGGGUAAUGUAGGAGGUGGCUGCCGUGUGAGUUGAACGACGGCAAGGGGUAAGUGUGUAGUGGGUUUCAAGCGCAAUGGGUUCAAUCAUUCGAUAAUGACGUAAGCGGGUUUGUAUUUCUGUUGCUCAUAUGGUAUCAAAAUAACGUCCCUGGAAGGGAUAAAGCAAGAAAGUAAAAAGAAAAAAAAAGGCCUAUGAAGAUACAGUGGCCCGGUGACGAGCCUCCCACUGCUGCCCACGACGACGCAGACGCUGCCGUUCUCCCCCAGCGGGGCCAGGGUGAAAG
Molecule: messenger RNA, 3124 nt
Organism: Gaeumannomyces tritici R3-111a-1
Lineage: Eukaryota; Fungi; Ascomycota; Sordariomycetes; Magnaporthales; Magnaporthaceae
Exons: 4
Coding region: 1209-2795 (528 amino acids)
Molecular function (GO): monooxygenase activity; oxidoreductase activity, acting on paired donors, with incorporation or reduction of molecular oxygen; heme binding
Source: RefSeq, a predicted model, not a curated record